AUCCAGUGGAGGAGAGCUGCGCGUCCUCACCAAGUUGUCUGGCCGCUAUGAUUGCCCGCACUCAGCCCUGAUAAACAGCUGCUUACCAUUUCGGCCACUUUCACACACAAGAAAAGUUCGGUCCAAAACUCCUCGAAUCUGGAUUGUGUGUGUGUCUGUGUAUUUUCGCGCACACUGCUCCGAGUGGAUGUUCAGAUAUAGAAAACUCUGCACCGCUGGAGUCUGGAUUCGAGGUUUGCGUAAUGCUCAGGCGUCCUCUGUGCAACAUCUGGAUUAACUAUUUGGAGUCGGAGCUAGCGGCCCUGCACAAAACUCUGACUGUGUAGCGUCUCUUUAUGGAAAGACUUGCCUUUUACCCUGGAAUUUAACUUUUUCAUUUUUUUUAUUUUUUUGCGCAAUAGAUUAUGUAUUCCCAAAAAUGGGUGCGAACAAUGGAAAACAGUAUGGAAGCGAGGGUAAAGGGAGCUCAAGCAUCUCCUCUGACAUAAGUUCGAGCACAGAUCACACACCAACUAAAGCUCCGAAGAAUGUGGCUACCACCGAAGGUUUAGACUCCAGUACGAGGACGCUGAGCACCCCCAGCCCAGGUCUGAUCCUCCCCUCCAAGUCCUCCUCUCUGUCCUCGCCCGCCCUCUCCAGCAACGGCCAUGAGACCAACUCUUCAUCCUCGUCUUCUGCUCCCGCCGAGACGGUCGCCGUCAUCCACCCUCAGCCCGGCACUCACACCCGCUCCAGGCAGAAAAGCCACCACCUGGCGCCCAUCGACCUCCUCCCCGACCACACCCUGCUGCAGGUCUUCUCCCACCUCCCCACCAACCAGCUAUGCCGCUGUGCUCGGGUGUGCCGCCGCUGGUACAACGUGGCGUGGGACCCGAGGCUGUGGGGCACCGUCCGGCUAACGGGGGAGCUGCUUCACGCCGACCGGGCCAUCAGGGUGCUCACCCACCGGCUGUGCCAGGACACCCCGAACGUGUGCCUGACCCUGGAGACGGUGAUGGUCAACGGCUGCAAGAGGCUCACCGACCGGGGGCUGCACGUGGUGGCCCAGUGCUGCCCCGAGCUGCGACGCCUGGAGGUCGCCGGCUGUUACAACAUCUCCAAUGAGGCUGUGUUCGAGGUGGUGUCCCGCUGCCCCAACCUGGAGCACCUGAACCUCUCAGGCUGCUCCAAAGUGACAUGCAUCAGUCUCACCCAGGAGGCCUCCCUCCAGCUGUCCCCCCUGCACGGCCAGCAGAUCUCCAUCCAUUACCUGGACAUGACCGACUGCUUUUCCCUCGAGGAUGAGGGUUUGCGAACUAUCGCCUCCCACUGCCCCCGCCUCACGCAUCUGUAUUUGCGCCGCUGCACCAGACUAACGGACGAAGCGUUGCGCCACUUGGCCCUCCACUGCCCUUCGAUACGGGAGCUUAGCCUCAGUGACUGCCGCCUGGUGGGGGAUUUCGGCCUGCGCGAAGUCGCCCGUCUGGAGGGCUGCCUGCGCUACCUGAGCGUGGCCCACUGCACCCGCAUCACUGACGUAGGAAUGCGCUACGUGGCCCGCUACUGCCCGAGACUGCGCUACUUGAACGCGAGGGGUUGCGAGGGGCUCACGGAUCACGGCCUGAGCCACUUGGCCAGGAGCUGCCCCAAACUCAAGUCCCUGGACGUGGGCAAAUGCCCGCUGGUGUCGGACAGCGGGCUGGAGCAGCUGGCCAUGUACUGCCAAGGCCUGCGGCGAGUCAGCCUCAGAGCCUGCGAGAGCGUGACGGGCCGAGGACUCAAAGCUCUGGCGGCCAACUGCUGCGAGCUGCAGCUUCUCAACGUGCAGGACUGCGAGGUGUCGCCGGAGGCCCUGCGCUUCGUCAGGCGCCACUGCCGGCGCUGCGUCAUCGAGCACACAAACCCCGCUUUCUACUGAGACGGGGCCAGUUCUUGGACCGGUCCUCUGACAAGCGGAUGUUCUAAUAUUCCUGCUACGGUGUUGGCAGAGUCAGAACUGGUGUGCAAUACUGGCCAGAAUCUGUCUUUUUUUUAAAAAAUCCGCUCCGUGGCUGUUAAUGCUGUGCUUUUGAAGAUACUUCCACAGAAUGUAUUUAACAUAUUUAUCUGUAAAAAGGCAGAGACGUACAGUAUUUCAGUAUAUUACGUUCCCCCUCUGGCAUCACCAUUUGCAUUGUAACAACAUGCUACGACACUGAGCACUGGGUACAGCUGCGUUACCAUUUAAAAGCAUUGUAAUAUAUAUUUUAUUUUAAAAGUCGUCCUCACCUUAAGGCCCUGAAGCAUAAUCAUUAUCAUACAUUACUAUUUAUAAACAGUAUCUUUCAGAGUAAACCACUGAGAAUGUAGCAGCAACAAAGCCGAUACCGGUGAUUUUCAAAAAUAUACUCAGUUUCACUUUCUUCGUGUUAGCGUGCAUAUGCACUUUAUGCAAUUGUACUGACAAUCACUUCAACUGAGCUCCAGGUGUCAUAUUUUCACAUUUUUGUCAAUUACAUUUGUGCUAAUUCAAGGUUUGCUUUUACUUGAGAGGGCUUUUACUUGGCAGAUAGAAACAACGUGUAAUGGGAUCAUUGUUGACGAUAAACAAGAACACAUUGCUGCUAUAACUGUGCCAAUAAAAAUCUUCUAAAAUCCAA
Messenger RNA from Amphiprion ocellaris (clown anemonefish), 2618 nucleotides. Its product is annotated as F-box and leucine-rich repeat protein 7. Lineage: Eukaryota; Metazoa; Chordata; Actinopteri; Pomacentridae. The transcript has 4 exons. Gene Ontology annotation, biological process: SCF-dependent proteasomal ubiquitin-dependent protein catabolic process. The record is from RefSeq and is a predicted model, not a curated record. Gene Ontology annotation, cellular component: SCF ubiquitin ligase complex. Gene Ontology annotation, molecular function: protein binding. The coding region runs from base 419 to 1897 and encodes 492 amino acids.